AUGUACGAGGCGCCCCCCUGUGAGAGCCAGGCCUGGAAGGUGGCUCCAGCCAAGAGGCAGGAGGACACGGACGGCACCUACCUAGAUCACGCCACUGCCCGGCGCUGCUCGGAGCCUUUCGCCCUCCUGCCGGCCAAGUUCCUGUCAAAGCUCAGCCUGGUGCCUGGCACAGACGCUGGCAAUGGAGAGGAGAUGCCCCAGGGCCUGGCCUGCGGGAAAGGUCAGGACAGAACCCGGGCGAAGCUCCCCCCAGCUCCCGGCAGUCGCCGGGUCUCCCUGCCCAUCCCCCACCCGAGGCCCCUGCUGACGCCUGCCGGCCCCGCUGCACCCCGGGAUCCCGGCCCGACCUCGUGGGACGACAAGGAGGGACCCCCAGAGGAGCAGAUUUACCUGGUGUGUGAGCCGCCGAGCCCACCUCCCUGCAGGAUGACUCGCGCCCCGAUGCCCCCGCUCGGCCAGGUGCCCCCACCACAGCCCCCAAAGCUGCCCAAGCCAAAGAUCGCCUUGCCUGGGGCCCACCAGAGCCUGGCUGAUUCCUCCCCUGAAGCCUCGAGCAAAGCCCCAGCCUGGCCCAGGGGCAGUGGCUCCCCGGUGGAGGAUCCUGGCAUGCAGGACCAGGCCUGGUAUGCGGGGAGCUGCGACCGGCACCUGGCGGAGAGCAUCCUGCAGGGGGUCAAUAAGGACAGCGCGUUCAUGGUGCGACAGAGCUCGGGGCAGGGCUGGAACCAGCCAUUCACCUUGGCCGUGCUGUACAAGGGCUACGUCUACAACAUCCCCAUCCGCUACGUGGAGAGCAGCCGCCAGUACGCGCUGGGCAAGGACGGGAAGAGCCGCGAGGAGCGGUUCGACAGCGUGGCCGGCAUCAUCCAGCACUACCGCGAGCACCCCCUGGUGCUGAUCGAGGGCAGCUCCGCCUCCAGGGCGCACACCUGCCUGCUCUUCCCCGUCAAGCCCUGA
Messenger RNA from Emys orbicularis (European pond turtle), 957 nucleotides. It is a transcript of the gene SH2D6, whose product is annotated as SH2 domain containing 6. Gene Ontology annotation, cellular component: cytoplasm. Gene Ontology annotation, biological process: cell surface receptor protein tyrosine kinase signaling pathway; intracellular signal transduction. Lineage: Eukaryota; Metazoa; Chordata; Testudines; Emydidae. Bases 1 to 957 code for a protein of 318 amino acids. The record is from RefSeq and is a predicted model, not a curated record. The transcript is spliced from 13 exons.